GAGGGAGGGGUGAAGGGGCAGGUCAGAGAGGGGAGAGGGAGGGAGACCACAGACCAGUAGCAGCAGCGAGCGAGCGCGCCCACGCCACGCUACCCCGCCGCCGCGGCCACUGCGAGGUGCGAGCUGCUGCCGCCGGAUCGGGGGGAUGGAGAGGGAGGCCACCGCGUUCUACCCGCCGGCCCAGCCCGUGCCGGCCGCACCCGCUGCGGAGGUGGUGGGCGCUGGCGGCGUGGGGGCCGCCGCGGCGGGAGGGAACGCGCGCGGCGGGGGCGGAGGAGGAGGGAGGCAGUACCGCGGCGUGCGGAUGCGGAAGUGGGGCAAGUGGGUGGCCGAGAUCCGGGAGCCCAACAAGCGGUCGCGGAUCUGGCUCGGGUCCUACUCCACCGCUGUGGCGGCGGCGCGGGCCUACGACACCGCGGUCUUCUACCUCCGCGGCCGCUCCGCGCGGCUCAACUUCCCCGACCAGCUCGACGGCGCCGCGGUGGCCGAGCGCCCCGAGGGCCACAAGGACGGCGGCGCGGGGCUCACCGCCGCCGCCAUCCGCAAGAAGGCGGCCGAGGUCGGCGCACGCGUCGACGCGCUCCACUGCGGCGGCGUCGCUCACCCGCCUCCGCCGCUGUCGUCCCACCGCCGCCGCGCCAAGAACCCCGACCUCAACCGGGAGCCGACCCCGGACACCUCCGACGACGAGUGAAGCGCGCUGAUUUUGUCUUCUCUUCCUCCUCCGCCUCCAUCUACUAGUCUCUAGUCCUUAGGCAACAACUACUCACCCGAGGAGUAGCUAGCUAGCUAGCCAGCCAGUAGUAGCAGUAAGCAAGCAACCAGAUAGCGUGGCGCCAGGCCAAACGGAUGGGCGUGGGCGGAUGCAACGCAUGGUGCUCGAUGGAAUGGGGAUGAGCUCGGAGGUAGCCAAUAAUGGAGCCGCGACGUCGCCGUCAGCGCGGGAAGCCGUAGUGAGUAGGAGGGAACAUAGGGUCGUGUGCGAGCUGUGCCGUUUGGACCGGAGGCGACGGCGACGGCGACCGCGACGGAUCGAGCAGGGGCAGGAGACACAGACGGUGCGUGGGUGCGUGUCAGUGUGUUCGGGCAUGUAGCUAGCGAAGGCGGCUAUGUACCUCUCCCCUUCACUUAAAGAUGUGUGCAAAGAAGAAGAAAAAAAGAUACCCGGCAAGCGAGCUUCAUGAAUCUUUUGCUUGCUUCAUGUUUAUGAUUC
Panicum virgatum (switchgrass) is the source of this 1213-nucleotide messenger RNA. RefSeq names its product ethylene-responsive transcription factor RAP2-9-like. Gene Ontology annotation, molecular function: DNA binding; DNA-binding transcription factor activity. Lineage: Eukaryota; Viridiplantae; Streptophyta; Magnoliopsida; Poales; Poaceae. The coding region runs from base 146 to 694 and encodes 182 amino acids. Gene Ontology annotation, biological process: regulation of DNA-templated transcription. The transcript has a single exon. The record is from RefSeq and is a predicted model, not a curated record.